Messenger RNA from Lindgomyces ingoldianus, 1151 nucleotides. RefSeq lists its product as uncharacterized. The transcript is spliced from 2 exons. Bases 176 to 1063 code for a protein of 295 amino acids. The record is from RefSeq and is a predicted model, not a curated record. NCBI's taxonomy places the organism in Eukaryota, Fungi, Ascomycota, Dothideomycetes, Pleosporales, Lindgomycetaceae.
UUGGUUCUCGAGCCGUGCUUGUAUGUCGCACAGGCUCUGGCUGAAGAAAGCCUUAAGUAUAUUCCUAUUUCCCAUGUUUUUCUAGUUCUGUUUUUGCCAUUUUGCCUACUUUCAUUCGUUUGCACAUGCGCGUGCCUUGCGCUUCGUGACGAGCUUGAAGUCGUUCUGUCACAAGAUGGAAUCCGCCGUUCCGAUCCGUGGUCUCCUUCCUCUAGCCCUCUUCUUCCUUCUUCUCAUAUCCACAGUCGCGGCCGCCGAACAAUCCUGUUAUGGUUUAGAUGGGACAAAACUCGAUUCUACAUAUGGACCCUGUAAGCCUGGCGCCCGCCACUCUGGCUGCUGCGCUAUCCACCGUCCUGCCGGCUCCGUCGACAUCUGUCUAGACAAUGGGUUGUGCAUGGCGACGAGCGGAGUAUACAUGGGCACGAUAUGGCAAGAUGGUUGUACCGAUUCAACCGGCAAGGAUGCGGGGUGUCCGAAGAUGUGUCCAGAUGCGACCAACAAUUUCAAUGGCCUGAAUAAAGUGCUAGCAUGGAAUGUCCAAAUGUGCGAUUACGGAAGUUAUUGCUGUCGCGCUGUCGACGACCACAACAAUUGCUGCAACAAUUCCACCGCGCCAAAGGUCAAAACGACGUUCCUAGGCGCGUUUAAGUUCGCUACGUCUACGGCUGGUGUUUCUACGGCGACGGCUUCGGUGGCUUCCGCGGUAUCGAGUCCUAGUACGAAUGAACCCAAGUCUGUGUUCGCGACAGCCGUGUCGACUGGCAUUCCAUUUCAGGCCAGCGCGACACCCCAGUCUACUCUUGAUGCGAUAUGUCCAAAGGAUAGGAGUAAGGUUGUUGGUGUCGCGGUCGGCGGAGUACUAGGUGCUUUACUUCUAGGCUUGUUAGGAGCGAUGUUCUGGGUAUUGAAGAGGGAAAAGAGGCAAAGGAAGCUGAAGCAGCAUUAUGAAGCACAGGUUCAGCAGACGCGGGCAUACCGUAAGACAAUUUUAGUGGAGUCGGAUUCGAGUGAGGUGUUGACUGAGAUGCCGUUGGGGGUGGGCUCGAAGUAUGGUGGGUAGGGGGGAUGGCUUUCGUUAGAAUGGGGUUUUUAGAAUUGCGAAGGGGAGGAGCUUGUAUGAGUAUUGUGUGUGUAUUGUCCUUGUAAUG